Messenger RNA from Notothenia coriiceps (black rockcod), 2088 nucleotides. RefSeq names its product solute carrier family 35 member F4 (gene slc35f4). Gene Ontology annotation, cellular component: membrane. Lineage: Eukaryota; Metazoa; Chordata; Actinopteri; Perciformes; Nototheniidae. The record is from RefSeq and is a predicted model, not a curated record. The transcript has 7 exons. The coding region runs from base 351 to 1598 and encodes 415 amino acids.
CGGCAUGACAGUGCAACAGUAGAGUCUCCACUUCACGGCACUAACUCUGAGCUAUCUCCACUGAGCUGUGUCACUACAGAGAGUCAGAGCAGCAGUAACAGAGAGCGCUGGGCUGGAGAGGAACAGGGAGUCAGGACUGGAGUGCUGGGAAGAAGACAGAAGAGUUUGACAGAGCUCUGGGAGGAGGGGCAAUCGAGAGCGUGAAGAAGAAGCAGAGGAGUCAGGAGUCUGAGGAUGCACGGAGCAAGCAGGACGAGCUGCUGAGCGAGCAGCCUGGGCACAUUUACUCACACACACACAUCCUCACACACUUCCCAAGGAAGGACAGUGCGUUGUGCCCCCAGUGGAGGAUGAAGAAGCACUCAGCCCGAGUGGCUCCUCUCAGCUCGUACAGCACCCAGGUCCUCACCUGCCCCAUCUCUGAAGGAGAGGAUGGCUCAGAGUCUCAUGCAGAGACACCGGGCAGCGAGACCAGUGAAGAGAGCCGGUCCUAUCAGACAUGUACCCACACGGCUCUGAAGGUGCUGGGGGGUCUGCUGCUGGUGCUGUGCGUCUCCUCCUCCUGGGUGGGUACCACUCAGGUGGUAAAGCUGACCUUCCAGUCGUUCUCCUGUCCUUUCUUCAUCUCCUGGUUCAGCAGCAACUGGAACAUCCUCUUCUUCCCCAUCUACUACUCUGGACUGGUGGUUACUACAAGGGAGAAGCAGACUCCCAUACAGAAAUUCAGGGAGUGCAGCAAGCUCUUUGGGGAGGAUGGGAUGACUCUCAAGCUUUUCGUAAAGAGGACAGCCCCCUUCUCGAUCCUGUGGACGCUGACCAACUACCUUUACCUCAUGGCGUUGAAGAAACUGACCGCAACUGAUGUCUCUGCGCUCUACUGCUGCCACAAGGCUUUCGUCUUUCUUUUGUCCUGGAUUGUUCUCAAGGACCGUUUCAUGGGGGUUCGGAUUGUGGCAGCUAUCAUGGCCAUCACAGGUAUUGUCAUGAUGGCUUAUGCUGAUGGUUUCCAUGGCGAUUCUUUUGUGGGUGUGGCAUUAGCUGUGGGCUCGGCCUCCACAUCAGCUCUUUACAAGGUGCUGUUCAAGAUGUUUCUGGGAAGUGCAAACCUUGGAGAAGUGGCUCACUUCCUUUCCACCAUGGGCUUCUUCAACCUCAUCUUCAUCUCCUGUGUGCCCCUCAUCCUCUACUUCACCAAGGUGGAGCACUUGGGCUCACUGUCCUCCCUGCCCUGGGGAUACCUGUGUGGACUGGCAGGACUGUGGCUGGUUUUCAACAUCUUGGUGCAUGUUGGUGUGGUGCUGACGUACCCCAUUCUCAUCUCCAUAGGGACACUCCUCAGUGUGCCGGGCAAUGCAGCCGUUGAUGUUUUGAAACAUGAGGUGAUCUUCAGUGUGGUGCGCCUGGCAGCCACCUGCAUCAUCUGCCUGGGCUUCUUGCUCCUGCUGCUGCCUGAGGAGUGGGACUCAGUCACGCUGCGUUUCCUGGCCACCAUCGCAGACAAGAAGACGGAGGAACAUGGCGAGGAGCUCACAGACUCCAGCGUCCACACACGAAGCCGCAGUCGGGCAAACGGCACUGUCUCUAUUCCCUUGGCAUGACAUGGCUGAGCUCUGCUAGUAGCCUGUGUUAACCAGUCUUUAAGCCCUGUCUGCAAAUGUUCCUCCAUGGUGUGGAGGUGUGACGGGAUUUUUGGUCCACGAGGACUUUAUCAGGGAGACAGGAAGUAUUGUCUUGAACUUCACUCUGGAGAUCUCUCACUAAAUCACUUCACAACAGGAGGGGGGGGAAGGAAGACAUUUAUGGAAACUGUUAUUCCUGAUGCUCAGUCCUGUUCCUCGCACGCACCCAAAACAAGAGCUGACUGACCUCCCCUCACCUGCUCUGCGGACUGUAUUCUGUGAAUAUAAAUAUUAACAUGGCCAAUUUGGCUUAAUCUUAUAUGUAUUUAUGAUAUUUAUUUAGAGCUUUAUCAAUAAGAGUAUUAUUUGGAAUCUUAUUGAAUAGUAUUAUAUACAAGAAUGGCAGUUAUACUAUGCUUAAUGUACAGGCUCUUUUGGUUUUGUAAUAAAAGACUUAAAACUCACAUUU